CACAUCAGUGCAAUGAAAGUGCUUGUGGCAAAGAUAACAGCAAGUAUUUUUUUUAUAACUAACCCAUUGUUCUAUCAGUGUAACAGUGUGCAACAGUUUUUAUAUAACCUUUACUAUAAUAUGAACAUUUAUAAUGCACAGUUGAUGGAAACUCUCAAGUUUGUUUUCCGCACUUCCUUUUGUUUUCAUACUGCUUCUGUAUUCAGGUCCAGCUGCAUAACAUAUGAAACAGUUUUUCAACUCAUCUUGACAUGAGUUAUGUAAAUCUGUAUUCAGGCAAUAGGUUUCUCCCUUGUUAUUUUAAAGCAACAAAGCUUAGUUCAUAAUUCAAAGGAGUGUACAUGUUGUUCUUUGAUGACGUAAAUAAGAUGCGACAAAUUCUUUCGCACAUCUGUCACAGAGUUUCUAAACCCAGAGGUGCAACAUCACAAAACUUCCGGAAACGCUUGUGAAGCAGACCAGGUCGGGAUUUGAUUAGUAAAUGAGAGAAGUUAACAUUUCGUCCUUGGUUAAUUUUAUCGAAAUCUAAAGGAACAAACUAGAUUCGACCGUUAAACCCGAUUAUGUGUUUCUGAGCAUGAGUUUAGCUCGCCAAUGUCGCCAUGGCAUCGCCCACAAGCGUAAUCGAGGAUGUAUAUUGGAGUAGCAGUUUCUAAUUAUCUUCAUACUGUACUGUCUUUGCUUCUGUGCGGGUUGGUGCUAUCACGAAUCAUUGGGACGUCCCUACCAUAGAAAUAUGAAUGAAUAGAACGGGAUUGGAAGCUCUAACCCUGGCAAUUGAAUUAGCUGAUUUGUUGAUAUAUUAUGACUAAGUACGUUUGUUUUCAGAAUUGAACAAAUAAGAAGUAUGCCUGUCUUUUAUUUCAAUAUUCUACCAAUCCACAAGGAUUUAUAAAACCCUAUUUUUAAUAGCAUUUAUUGCCAUCAAUAAUUAGUCAAAUAUUGUACCUGAUUUUGACCCUGAAAAUAUGACUUACAUUUUCUCUUAAAGCUUUUCAGCAAUUAACAUAAUGUGUGCAGUAAGAAUGAUGAAUGAUGGAGGCCACUGUGUUCUUGGGGACUUUCAAUGCUGCAGAAAUAUUUUUGGUACCCUUCCCCAGGUCUGUGCCUCAACACGAUCCUGUCUCGGCGAUCUACUGACAGUUACUUCGAACUCAUGGCUCGGUUUUAGCUCUGACUUUCACUGUCAACUGUGGGACCUUAUAUAGACAGGUGUGUGCCUUUCCAAAUCAUGUCCAGUCAAUUGAAUUUACCACAGGUGGACUCCAAUCCAGUUUAAGAAACAUCUCAAGGAUGAUUAAUUGAAACAGGAUGCACCUGAGCUCAAUUUCGAGUCUUAUUGCGAAGGGUCUGAAUACUUCAGUAAAUAAGGUAAUUCUGUUUUUAUUUGUAAUACAUUUGCAAACAUUUCGAAGAACCUAUUCACUUUGUCAUUAUAAGGUAUUGUGUGUAAAUUGAUUCGGGGAAAAAAUAUUUAAAACAUUUUAAAAUACGGCUGUAAAGUAACAAAACAUGUGGAAAAAGGAAGGGGUCUGAAUACUUUCCGAAUGCACUGUAUCUAGUGUAAAAUCAGAUGAUGGAAGAGAGCAAGGUACACCCUUUGUUUUUAUCGAUGGUCUAACUCCUACCUUAACAGAGCCGAAAAUUAGGCAAUAUGCUUAUUUCUAGCACUUAAAUGGUUUAGGGACCGUCUAAAAGUCCGAUAUCUGUGAUUACAUGUCAGCAAAAAUAUAUAUGUUUUUGCAUUCCCAUUCAUGAGGGUUAGCCCUAUAUGAAGAUUACACACUGUAUAGUGCUUCCAGUCACUAAAGGCCCCAACAUUUUCUUUUUUUACUAAGGGUGCAAUAUUUGACCCAUUUCAAACCAAAUUUUAUUUGUCAUAUGUGCCGAAUACAACAGGUGUAGUAGACCUUACCAUGAAAUACUUACUUACAAGCCCUUAACCAACAAUGCAGGUCAAGAAAUAGUUAGAAAAAUAUUUUCUAAAUAAACUAAAGUAAAAAAUAAAAUGAAAGUAACACAAUAAAAUAAUAAUAACGAUGCUAUAUACAGGGGGUACCGGUACUGAGUCAAUGUGUGGAGGUACAUGUUAGUCGAGGUAAUUUGUACAUGUAGGUAGGGGUAAAGUGACUAUGCAUAGAUAAACAGCGAGUAGCAGUAGUGUAAAAACAAAGGGUGGUGGGGGGGUCAAAUGGCCACCUGGAUUAACUGUUCAGCAGUCUUAUGACUUGGGGGUAGAAGCUGUUAAGAAGCCUUUUGGAUGUGUCGUGCAGUAGCAGAGAGAACAGUCUAUGAUGCGGGUGACUGGAGUCUUUCACAAUUUUUCGGGUCUUCCUCUGACACCACCUAGUAUAUAGGUCCUGGAUGGCAGGAAGCUUGGCCCCAGUGAUGUACUGGGCCAUAUGCACAACCCUCUGUAGCACCUUACGGUCAGAUGCCAAGCAGUUGCCAUACCAUGCGGUGACGCAACCGCUUAGGAUGCUCUCGAUGGUGCAGCUGUAGAACUUUUUGAGGAUCUGGGGACUCAUGCCAAAUCUUUUCAGUGUCCUGAGGGGGAAAGGGUGUUGUUGUGCCCUCUUCACGAUUGUCUUGGUAUGUUUGAGCCAUGAUAGUUUGUUGGUUAUAUGGACACCAAGGAACUUGAAGCUCUCGACCUGCUCCACUACAGCCCCAUCGAUGUGAAUGGGGGCGUGUUCGGCCCUCCUUUUCCUGUAGUCCACGAUCAGCACCUUUGUAUUGCUCACGUUGAGGGAGAGGUUGUUGUCCUGGCACCACACGGACAGGUCUCUGACAUCCUCCCUAUAGGCUGUCUCAUCGUUGUUGGUGAUCAGACCUACCACUGUUGUGUCAUCAGCAAACUUAAUGAUGUUGUUGGGAGUCAUGCUUGGCCACGCAGUCGUGGGUGAACAGGGAGUACAGGAGGGGACUAAGCACGCACCGCUGAGGGGCCUCUGUGUUGAGGAUCAGCAUGGCAGAUGUGUUGUUACCUAUCCUUACUAACUGGGGGCGGCCCGUCAGGAAUUCCAGGAUCCAGUUGCAGAGGGAGGUGUUUAGUCCCAGGGUACUUAGCUUAGUGAUGAGCUUUGUGGGCACUAUGGUGUUGAACGCUGAGCUGUAGUCAAUGAACAGCAUUCUUACAUAGGUGUUCCUUUUGUCCAGUUAGGAAAGGGCAGUGUGGAGUGCGUAAUCUGUGGAUCUGUUGGUGCAGUAUGCGAAUUGGAGUGGGUCUAGGUUUUCCGGGAUGAUGGUGUUGAUGUGAGCCAAGACCAGCCUUUCAAAGCACUUCAUGGAUACCGAUGUGAGUGCUACGGGGUGGUAGUCAUUUAGGCAGGUUACAUUCACUUUCUUGGGCACAGGAACUAUGGUGGUCUGCUUGAAAUAUGUAUGUAUUACAGAUUCGGUCAGGGAGAGGUUGAAAAUGUCAGUGAAGACACUUGCUAGUUGGUACACGCAUGCUCUGAGUACUCGUCCUGGUAAUCCGUCUGACCCCGCGGCCUUGUGAAUGUUGACCUGUUUAAAGGUCUUGCUCACAUCGGCUAAGGAGAGCGUGAUCAUACAGUCGUCCGGAACAGCUGGCACCCGCCAAACCCGGAUUCGUCUGUCGAACUGACAGAUGGUGAAGCGCGAUUCAUCACUCCAGAGAACGCGUUUCCACUGCUCCAGAGUCUAAUGACGGUGAGCUUUACACCACUUCAGCUGAAUUUUGGCAUUGUGCAUUGUGAUCUUAGGCUUGUGUGUGGCUGCUCGGCCAUUGAAACCCAUUUCAUGAUGCUCCCGGCGAACAGUACUUGUGCUGACGUUGCUUCCAGAGGCAGUUUGGAACUCGGUGGUGAGUGUUGCAACCGAGGACAGACGAUUUGUAUGCGCUACGAGCUUCAGCACUCAGCUGUCUUGUACUGGGAGCUUGUGUGGCCUACCACUUCACGGCUGAGCCGUUGUUGCUCCUAGACGUUUCCACUUCACAGUAACAGCACCUACAGUUGACCGGGGCAGAAAUUUGACGAACUGGCUUGUUGAAAAGGUGGCAUCCAAUGACGGUGCCACGUUGGAAGUCAUUGCGUUCUUCAGUAUGGGCCAUUCUACUGCCAAUGUUUGUCUAUGGAGAUUGCAUUGACAGUGUGCUCGAUUUUAUACACCUGUCAGCAACGGGUGUGGCUGAAAUAGCCGGAUCCACUAAUUUGAAAGGGUGUUUACAUACUUUGUAUAUAUAAGUCCAUACCUUUGGCCAAUUUGCAAACAAGUUCCACCUACAUUUUGCUAUUGGAACAUCACUGUCAUAAAAAGCUUCUCUAAUUAAUGAAUUAUUAAUGUUUUUAUCAGUAAUUGAGGCACUUAACUACUAUGGUUGAAUUUACAAGUGAUGGAUCGGUAUUGACCACAGUUGGUUUCUAAAGGGUUAGAACACCAUCUGGUAUUGCUUUACACAUCAUUUCAUUUUCCUUUGGUGAGACAGGGAGCUCAAACAUUGAGCAGCUGGCCCACAAGUAAAAUGUCCUUCCUAAACCAAUGUUCUAAAAACAGUGACUUGUUUUUCUAUUUUAUGACAAGAUUAUUUCAUAUAACAUAUGUAUGAGGGGAAAAUUUGUUUGUAUAGAAUGGACAAACAAUUAAGCAUUUGUUUGUGGAAAUUAGCCAGUUUAACAGGAAGUUUUUCAACUAGAAAAGGAAACUGGUAUUGUAAAUCAAAAGCUGUUUGGAUCCUUAAAGUAAUGAUUUAUCCAAUAGACCAUUUUUCAGUACACGACACACUGACGUCACUCAUAGAUGCGAGCGUCUCUUGGUGGCAGUAAGAAAGCUAUCGCCAUCUGCGCCGUUCAACAUAACUUAGAUCUAGGCUUUUAUUUAUUCAAAAUAAAAUACAUUUUUGGGGUUCUCACUUACAAUGCUGUUUUGAUUCUUGCUUGAACAGUCACUAAGAUUGUAUUUGGUUGUGAUCUUUGCAAAAUAACUAUUUUGGAUGCAGCAGUGGUUAGCUAUAAUGCUAACACUCAUUGAUACAGGCUGUAGUAAAAGCUAGCCAAAUAGCCAUUUUACUGGUUGAAGUUGAAGUGUUUUUUAAGUACAAUGCAGUUGAUUUGUGAUGAUGACACAAACAUUAUAUUAAACAGGACAUCGGUCCUAUUAGCCAAUGUACAAUUGUUGGAUAAUAAAAUAGACGAGCUACGAGCACGUAUAUCCUACCAACAGGACAUUAAAAACUGUAAUAUCUUGUGUUUCACCGAGUCGUGGCUGAACGACGACAUGAAUAACAUACAGCUGGCAGGUUUUAAGCUUUUUCGGCAGGAUAGAACAGUGGCCUCUGGUAAGACAAGGGGUGGUGGUCUAUGUGUGUUUGUAAAAAACAGCUGGUGCACGAAAUCUAAGGAAGUCUCAAGGUUUUGCUCGUCUGAGUUAGAGUAGUAUCUCAUGAUAUGCUGUAGACCACACUAUUUACCAAGAGAGUUUUCAUCUAUCGUCUUCGUAGCUGUCUGUUUACCACCACAAACUGAUGCUGGCACUAAGACCGCACUCAGUGAGCUGUAUACGGCCAUAAGCAAACAGGAAAACGCUCAUCCAGAGGCGGCGCUCCUAGUGGCCGGGGACUUUAAUGCAGGGAAACUGAAAUCAGUUUUACCUAAUUUCUACAGACAUGUUAAAUGUGCAACCAGAGGGGAAAAACUCUAGACCACUUUUAUUCCACACACAGAGACGCGUACAAUGCCCUCCCUCGCCCUCCAUUUGGCAUAAUUCUAUCCUCCUGAUUCCUGCUUACAAGCAAAAACUAAAGCAGGAAGCACCAGUGACUUGGUCAAUAAGAAAGUGGUCAGAUGAAGCAGAUGCUAAGCUACAGGACUGUUUUGCUAGCACAGCCUGGACUAUGUUCCAGGAUUCUUCCGAUGGCAUGGAGGAGUGCACCAGAUCAGUCACUGGCUUUAUCAAUAAGUGCAUCGACAAUGUUGUUCCCACAGUGACCGUACGUACGUACAUACCCCAACCAGAAGCCAUGGAUUACAGGCAACAUCCGCACUGAGCUAAAGGGUAGAGCUGGCGCUUUCAAGGAGAAGGACUCUAACCAGGGAGCAUAUAAGAAAUCCCGCCAUGCCCUCCGAUGAACCAUCAAACAGGAAAAGCGUCAAUACAGGAUUAUGAUUGAAUUGUACUACACCGACUCCAAUGCUCUUUGGAUGUGACAGGGCUUGCAAACUAUUACAGACAACAAAGGGAAGCACAGACGUGAGCUGCCCAGUGACACGAGCCUAACAGACGCUUCGAGGCAAGUAACAAUGAAACAUUGUUGUUCUGGACAAUUGUGUGAUCACGCUCUCCAGAGCCGAUGUGAGUAAGACCCUUAAACAGUUCAACAUUCACAAGGCCACAGGGCCAGACAGAUUACCGGCAAGAAAAUGGCCUUGCCGAAAUCACCCCCCCCCCCACCCCUUCUAAUUUUCUUAAUUUUGUGGCUAGAGUCAAAUACUUUCUGUGGCACACAUCAGAGUCAAAUACUUUCAACAGAACAAACUUCACAUCAGGAUAGGCAACCAAAAUUAAUAAUUCAUAUAUGUGUGUUAUAUUAAACAUAGAGGAGGGAGUAACAUUUAGGCAAGCAAUAAACAUUUCAGAACAACUACUAGUCGAAUAAGACAUGGGAGAGAUGACGAAUUUUGUCAAAGAGAUUUAUUUAUAGACUAAUACACUGUGUUUACACACAAGUGUUUACACUUCCUCCAGGCUGCAAGAGUGCUCUAGCAGGGGAGAUGUGGCAUUUUCUAUAAACGUGAGGAUGGUUCUUCUAGCCCACAAACUUGGACUUGGUUAUGCAGCUCUGAAGAAAAUAAGCAAAGUCCUAGGGAUUUCUUCCUUGCUUCUCAGUGCGUAUUAGAGACAUGACAGGAGAGUGACAGGUAAAUAAAAAGGGAGUGUAGCCCAUUAUUGUCAGGUGACUUGCUGUGUAUAAAUAAUGUUUAUUUCCUUGCUCCAGGAAAUGUAUUUAAAGUGAAUAAACAGAGUGAUAGGAAAACAUAACUAUAGACUGUAACAUAGGCCUACAGUGUCAUAGGGCUGUAGCCUACUGUGAUAAAGUAAAUACUGAUAUGCUAAUAUUUACAUAGGGUAACAUGCUGAUAUUUAGUCCUGCAGUUAUGACUGUAAUGUUGACGUACAUAAGCGCUGUAGUUGCAGAGAUUCAGAGAGGGCUACAGACAAUGGAGAGUGCUGCAAAGCUAAUUAGAAGAGAAUACGCAGAUAUAGAGCCAGACAUAGCAGAGUUGCUGAAGGAGGAUGAGGAUACAGAUAUAGAGCCAGACAUAGCAGAGUUGCUGAAGGAAGAUGAGGAUACAGAUAUAGAGCCAGACAUAGCAGAGUUGCUGAAGGAGGAUGAGGAUACAGAUAUAGAGCCAGACAUAGCAGAGAUGCUGAAGGAGGAGGAGGAUACAGAUAUAGAGCCAGACAUAGCAGAGUUGCUGAAGGAGGAUGAGGAUACAGAUAUAGAGCCAGACAUAGCAGAGUUGCUGAAGGAGGAUGAGGAUACAGAUAUAGAGCCAGACAUAGCAGAGUUGCUGAAGGAGGAUGAGGAUACAGAUAUAGAGCCAGACAUAGCAGAGAUGCUGAAGGAGGAUGAGGAUACAGAUAUAGAGCCAGACAUAGCAGAGUUGCUGAAGGAGGAUGAGGAUACAGAUAUAGAGCCAGACAUAGCAGAGUUGCUGAAGGAGGAUGUGGAUUCCAUCAUAGACAUUCAUGUAUCCUUCGAUGGCACUUGGCACAAGAGAGGAUUCACUUCCAGCUACGGGAUAGGUGUGCAUUGGUGCUGGUACCAGCGAGCCCUAGAAAAUGGUGAGAUCCACCCAGUCACAAAAACCAUGAAGACCAUACAUUUUCUAAUGGAGAGGUUGCAGAGAAAAUGGUACAUUUAUAUCAUAGGAUGUCAAAUGAUAACCUCCUCAAAAUAAUGUAGCACGGAGGAACCCAGAAUGCAAAUGAAAGUCUGAACUCUAGUGGUCGCGAUGCCCCAAAACUGUCUUCGUGGACAAAAGCCGCAUUGAUGCAGCAGCCAGUAUGGCAGUAGCCACAUUCAAUGAGGGAGCCACUGCUAUAUCAAAUGUGAUAGACAAAUUGUGGAUUCACUACUUUGGUGACACUGGAAGCAAUCAGAGAGGAGGAUGCGAGGCGUGUUGUGAGAGCUGAUGCUUCUUUAAUGGAAUGUGCCAAGCGUAGGCGCAGGACCUAUAUUAGGUCUAUAUUGAAUCUCCCAUUCCUCUCAUAAAUGUUUGAAAAAGCUCUUGCGCAGCAACUCACUGCCUUCCUGAAGACAAACAAUGUAUACGAAAUGCUUCAGUCUGGUUUUAGACCCGAUCAUAGCACUGAGACUGCACUCUUGAAGGUGGUAAAUGACCUUUUAAUGGCGUCAGACCAAGGCUCUGCAUCUGUCCUCGUGCCUCUAGACCUUAGUGCUGUUUUUGACACCAUCGAUCACCACAUUCUUUUGGAGAGAUUGGAAACCCAAAUUGGUCAACACGGACAAGUUCUGGCCUGGUUUAGGUUGUAUUUGUCGGAAAGAUAUCAGUUUGUCUCUGUGGAUGGUUUGUUCUCUGACAAAUCAACUGUAAGUUUUGGUGUUCCUCAAGGUUCCGUUUUAAGGACCACUAUUAUUUUUACAAUACAUUUUACCUCUUGGUGAUGUCAUUUGGAAACAUAAUGUUAACUUUCACUGCUAUGCGGACGAUACACAGCUGUACAUUUUGAUGAAACAUGGUGAAGCCCCAAAAUUGCUCUCCCUGGAAGCCUGUGUUUCAGACAUAAGGAAGUGGAUGGCUGCAAAUCUUUAACUUUUUUUCGGACAAACUAAAGAUGCUAGUUCUAGGUCCCAAGAAACAAAGAGAUCUUCUGUUGGAUCUGACAAUUAAUCUUGAUGGUUGUACAGUCGUCUCAAAUAUAACUGUGAAGGAUCUUGGCGUUACUCUGGACUCUGAUCUCUCUUUUGACUAACCACGCAAUACUAUUUCAAGGACAGCUUUUUUCCAUCUUCGUAACAUUGCAAAAAUCAGAAUCUUUCUGUCCAAAAAUUAUGCAGUUAAGUUAAUCCAUGCUUUUGUCACUUCUAGAUUAGACUACUGCAAUGCUCUACUUUCCCGACUACCCGGAAAAUGCACUAAAUAAACUUCAGUUAGUGCUAAACACGGCUGCUGGAAUCUUGACUAGAACCCAAAAAUUGGAUCAUAUUACUCCAGUGCUAGCCUCUUUACACUGGAUUCCUGUUAAGGCUAGGGCUGAUUUCAAGGUUUACUGCUAAGCUGCAAAGCAUUACAUGGGCUUGCACCUACCUAUUUCGAUUUGGUCCUGCCAUACAUACCUACACGUACACUACGGUCACAAGACGCAGGCCUCCUAAUUGUCCCUAGAAUUUCUAAGCAAACUUCUGGAGGCAGGGCGUUCUCCUAUAGAGCUCCAUUUUCAUGGAAUGGUCUGCCUAUCCAUGUGAGAGACGCUGACUCUGUCUCGACCUUUAAGUCUUUAUUGAAGACUCAUCUCUUCAGUAGGUCCUAUGAUUGAGUGUAGUACAGCCCAGGGGUGUAAAGGUGAACGGAAAGGCACUGGAGCGACGAAUGGCCCUUGCUGUCUUUGCCUGGCCGGUUCCCCUCUCUCCAAAGGGAUUCUCUGCCUCUAACCCUAUUACAGGGGCUCAGUCACUGGUUUACUGGUGCUCUUCCAUCUCGUCCCUAGGAGGGGUGCGUCACUUGAGUGUGUUGAGUCACUGACGUGAUCUUCCUGUCCGGGUUUGGCGCCCCCCUUGGGUUCUUCCCGUGGGGGAGAUCUUCGUGGGCUAUACUCAGCCUUGUCUCAGGGUAGUAAGUUGGUGGUUUGAAGAUAUCUCUCUAGUGGUGUGGGGGCUAUGCUAUGGCAAAGUGGGUGGGAUUAUAUCUUGCCUGGUUGGCCCUGUCCGGGGGUAUCGUGGGACGGGGCCACAGUGUAUCCCGACCCCUCAUGUCUCAGCCUCUGGUAUUUAUGCUGCAAUAGUUUGUGUGUCGUGGGGCUAGGGUCAGUCUGUUACAUCUGGAGUAUUUCUCCUCUCUUAUCCGGUGUCCUGUGUGAAUUUAAGUAUGCUCCCUCUAAUUCUCUCUCUCUCCCUCUCCCGGAGGACCUGAUCCCUGGGACCAUGCCUCAAGACUACCUGGCCUGAUGACUCCUUGCUGUCCCCAGUCCACCUGUUUGUGCUGCUGCUCCAGUUUCAACUGUUCUGCCUGCGGCUAUGGAACCCUGACCUAGUUCUCCGGACGUGCUACCUUGUCCCGGACCUGCUGUUUUCGACUCUCUCUCUACCUCACUUGCUGUCUCAACCUAUAAAUGCUCGGCGGUGAAAAGUCAACUGACAUUUACUCCGGAGGUGCUGACCUGUUGCACCCUCUACAUCCACUGAUUAUUAUUAUUAUUAUUUGACCCUGCUGGUCAUCUAUGAAUGUUUGAACAUCUUGGCCAUGUACUGUUGUAAUCUCAACCCGGCACAGCCAGAAGAGGACUGGCCACCCCUCAGAACCUGGUUCCUCUCUAGGUUUCUUCCUAGGUUCCUGCCAUUCUAGUGAGUUUUUCCUAGCCACCGUGCUUCUACAUCUGCAUUAUUUGCUGUUUGGGGUUUUAGGCUGGGUUUCUGUGUAGAACUUUAUGACAUCGGCUGAUGUAAAAAGGGCUUUAUAAAUAAGUUUGAUUGAUUGAUGACACAGUCAAGAAAGUGAAGCGGGACCAGCAACAACUCCAAGGGCCUUACAUAUGUGGCAGGCAUAGCUGAUUAAUGUUCUGCACAUUUCAACAGCCAUACAAAAGCCUUGUAUGUGACAAAUUGAGCAAAGUGAUACGCGAAUUUGCCCAAAACUGCAUAUUUGCCCAACAAAGCAAAUGCUCUUUUGCAUUAAACAAAUGUAUUAAACGUGCUGAUGUAUUUGUAAAUGGCAGUCAUUUGUUUGUUGUUUAUAUUUUUUAUAUCUUGUCUUUUUGAUUUUGGGUGUCAUUUUAUCUGUAAAUAUAUGCAAGAUAUGCAUCUGUCAUACAUGUGAAGUGUUUUUAAAAUAAUUCCAUGAAAUUACAAUAUUUUGAUCAACUGUUCUGUAUAAGUCUUCAAGACAUUCUGCCUUGAAGCAAUGUCUCAUUCGCAUAUUUUAAUUUAAAAUUAAUUUAAUUUAAUACAAAAAUAUAUUGUAUUUAUGUAUACUUUCAACUGGUAAAGUUUCUGUCUGAUGAGAGUAAAGGGAAACAAAUCCCUAUUCGCCUGUGGUGCCUGGCCUUUUAAGCAAGAAUCCCCAAGAAAUGUUCUUUAUAAUCCCCUGUUGAUCAUGGCUUGCUAUAGGUUAAGCUUACAGAGGAGGUUCAACUCCAUAAGGAACUGCCUCUGUUUGGUAUAUCUCCCUCCCUCCUCUAGACCCUAAAUGUCAACAACAAGCAUGUCAUCAAAGCUGAACGCGAUGAGAAGAUCAGGGUCAGUCAGUCACCUGAAGGCCCCACACAACAUCCAGGCAUUCUGCCUGGGACACUUAGAGUUUGUCAGUUCUCUAUUGGCCCCACCAGGACAUCCGCAGUGGCUACUCUCUGGCUCAGGGAGGUCUGCCUUCACUGGCUCUCCCGGUGGACGUCAUGUGGCAGUGCAGUGUGAGAGUUCCCUCAGUGCAGCUGCUUGGGAUGGAUUAAGGGGCAGAGGAGCGGUUAGUGCCCUCCGCAGCUGGAAGUGCAACAGUGAAAGCUUGGAGUUGAAUAGAGAAAACCUACAGCCACAUUGGGAGGCACGUCAGGGAAGUGAUGUCACUGAGUACUGCCCCCAUUACAAGACCUUCUACACCCACCUGGGAUAUUGAUGCCUGAUGAAAACCUAAGGGUCGAAACGUUGUUAUAAAUAAAUAUUACCUGGGAGCAUGAGCAGCAGUGAGCAGCGUUUUCCUUUCUGUUUUUCACGAGUUUGUCUACAACUCCAGCACCUGCUGAAAGUACCUGGAUGUGCGCAUGUUCUUCAACUUUUGGACUUUAAAACAGGGAAAGAGUUUAAUGGCUGUGAUAGGAGAAAACAGAGGAUGGAUCAACAAUAUUGUAGUUACUAAACAAAACUAACCUAAAUGACAGAGUGAAAAGAAGGAAGCCUGUACAGAAUACACAUAUUCUAAAAUAUGCAUCCUGAUUGUAAUAAAGCACUAAAAUAAAACUGCCAAAAAUUGUGGCAGCAUUGUU
This is a messenger RNA of Salvelinus fontinalis (brook trout), 12180 nucleotides long. RefSeq names its product tRNA (guanine-N(7)-)-methyltransferase non-catalytic subunit wdr4-like. The transcript is spliced from 6 exons. The record is from RefSeq and is a predicted model, not a curated record. Gene Ontology annotation, molecular function: tRNA (guanine(46)-N7)-methyltransferase activity. Bases 11391 to 11813 code for a protein of 140 amino acids. Gene Ontology annotation, cellular component: cytosol; nucleus; tRNA methyltransferase complex. Gene Ontology annotation, biological process: RNA (guanine-N7)-methylation. NCBI's taxonomy places the organism in Eukaryota, Metazoa, Chordata, Actinopteri, Salmoniformes, Salmonidae.